AUGAACAUCCUCUUGGGUAUCAGUGCAAGUGUGGCAGCGAUAAAAAUUGGAGAAGUUAUUAACAGAUUAAAAGAAAGCUGUGCUGAGAAUAACAUACAUUUUGAAAUAAAAUUUGUGGCAACGAAUUUGGCAUUUGAGAAUUUUUUAAAAAAGGUUGACUUCAAGGAAAAUGUUCUUCUUGAUAAACAUGAAUGGAUGUGGGAGAAAAAAGGAGACGAUAUUUUACAUGUUCAGUUGAGGAAAUGGGCUGACAUGUUUAUCAUCUGUCCGUUAGAUGCAAAUACAUUGGCUUCUAUGGCUUCGGGGGCGUGUCCCAAUCUGUUGACGUGUAUUUGUCGAUGCUGGGACUUCAGUAAGAUCCUUUUGGUUUUUCCAUGCAUGAACACAUACAUGUAUAACCAUCCCAUAACGAGAACCCACUUGGAAAAAAUUUCAUCUUGGGGUGUGCAGAUUGUAGAACCAUUUGAAAAACUUCUCGCUUGUGGAGAUUAUGGAAUUGGAGCUCUUCCCGAUAUAGAGACAGUAGUUAAAGAGAUAAUAAAAUAUGUAAAAAUUUAUGAACAAGGCAAGAUAAAAAAAACAAACACGGAAGCAAACAAAUGA
Plasmodium gonderi is the source of this 603-nucleotide messenger RNA. RefSeq names its product phosphopantothenoylcysteine decarboxylase. The transcript is spliced from 4 exons. Gene Ontology annotation, cellular component: phosphopantothenoylcysteine decarboxylase complex. Gene Ontology annotation, molecular function: phosphopantothenoylcysteine decarboxylase activity; FMN binding. The coding region runs from base 1 to 603 and encodes 200 amino acids. Gene Ontology annotation, biological process: coenzyme A biosynthetic process. Lineage: Eukaryota; Apicomplexa; Aconoidasida; Haemosporida; Plasmodiidae. The record is from RefSeq and is a predicted model, not a curated record.